Molecule: messenger RNA, 1194 nt
Organism: Pyricularia pennisetigena
Lineage: Eukaryota; Fungi; Ascomycota; Sordariomycetes; Magnaporthales; Pyriculariaceae
Exons: 4
Coding region: 1-1194 (397 amino acids)
Cellular component (GO): extracellular region
Source: RefSeq, a predicted model, not a curated record
AUGGCGAUCUUUUUUGUCGGUUGGAUUUUCUUCUCUCUCUACUCACCGCACGGCCUCGACUGCCACCAUUCACUCCUUUGUUAUUUUUUUUCGCCAACAGCUAGAACGGCACACCUUUUAUCGCGCAGAGCGCUGGAAACACUCAUUUAUCCAAGCUCGAAGCUUUGUUACCGGGAAGGAAAGAAGAAAGAAAGCAAGAAUCUAGCCGCUCAUUUCCCUCUAUCCGACCAUUCAUCCUUCGUUUCUUCUGGUCGUUGUUUUUUUUUUCGAACGAACGCCUGCCUCCCUCCAAGACAGUCGCUUUCCAAGAUGCAGCUCAGCACCAAGACCAUCUUCGCCGUGGCCCUGCUGGCCACGCAGGCCAUCGCCAGGCCCGCCCACGGCCACCGAGUCCGCAGGCACGCCAAGGGCCGCUUUGUCAAGUGCACGCGCCCCUCUCCCACGCCGGAGCCCGUCGCUGUCGUCGAGCCCGUGCCGACCUCUUCUCCGCCGGCUCCCUCGGCGCCGCCGGCCUCUGCCGUCGAGGCCGUCGUCGUGAAGCCCACUCCGACUCCGACUCCGACCCCGACGCCCGCCCCGACUCCAGAGACGAAGCCCGAGCCUCAGGUCGAGGCCAAGGUCGUCACCCCGACCCCGUCCCCAUCCCCGACGCCCACGGUGCAGAUUCUGCAGCAGCACGUACCGUCGCCCAAGCCUGAGACCAAGCAGCCCCAGCAGCAGCAGCAGCAAGAUGACUACUCCAGCAGCAGCAGCAGCAGCGGGCUUAGCCAGGAUUUCCAGGCCGGUCUGAGCAGCCACAACGCGGCGCGCGCCGCCGUCGGCCUGCCGCCGCUCAAGUACAACCAGGCGCUCGCGACCGAGGCCGCCGGCUACGCUCAGCAGCUCGUCGGCAUCGGCUCGCUGCAGCACGCCGAGAACCGCAACGGCCACGGCGAGAACCUGUACUGGCAGUCCAACAGCGUCACCCCUUGCACCAACGCCGCCAACGCCUGGGCCAACGAGAAGGACUUGUACGGCGGACAGCCCGUCGGCCAGGGCAACUUUGGCGCGUACGGUCACUACACUCAAAUGAUCUGGAAGACCACCACUGAAGUCGGUUUCGGCACGGCCACUGACGGCAACGGCGGCAUCUAUGUUGUCGCCCGUUACAACCCCGCCGGCAACAUGUUGGGCCAGACGCCCACUUCGGCCUAA